UGGGGGGCGGCACGGCGUGAACCAUCAAGCCCCGCUCCCCCGACAGAUUGACAUCUCCGGUUCCAAUUGGAAGCCAGUCUGGUCUUUUUUUUGCCGAAGCUCCUGAUUGGAGCAACCGGUCAAGGCCGAGGGCAGGUGGAAUUGCACAUUUUUCUCCGCAGUCUUUCGGUGAAUGUCCGUGCGUAUUGGCGGACAGGUGGGAGAGUGUGCACGGUGCAUGGGUGGUGAUACGCCGAGUUGGGAUAUAUGAUAGUGGAUCGGAAGAUUACACUCAAUGUUCUGAGGCUGUUGUUGUUGUCGUGGUGACUGGCUUGGAGUGAUUGUGGGUUAGGAGCCUGGCAAUUUGCAGAUGGGCAUCCUAUGUACGACAGCUCGAUUGGAUGUUCCAACUAAAAUAACAAGGCAAAAAUGACGCCUGGCUGACAGCACACCUUCUGUUGUACAAAAUGUUACUUCUGCGUGGUUUUGAAUACAUGAAAAAUAAAUAGAAAAUCAGAAGACCGUGGCUCGAGAAUCGAAAACUCACAGCGGAAUGAAUUGUUUACUUCUGAUGGGAAGACGUGGCCCACUACUGAUUAAACAAGUCGGCUGAGACAGACCUUUUUUUAAUAACUAGUUGAGCAAUUGCAUCAGCUAGAAUAUUUAUACGGAUUGCCCGACUCUGCUUAAAAAUAAAAUAAAAAGCAUGUAUCGUUUCAAUGUUUAAAAUGCAUCUUGCUUGUCAGGGGCUUAUGGACAGAAUGCCGAAUACCUGGAAGAAAUAAACUCGUAACCUUGCGGCGGCUAACCGAAUUCGUUCACAAGGAAGAAACCCUCCUCCAAGACUUUCAUUAAUACGCGUUGACGAUCGAGUUGCGAUUCGACUGUCGAACCUGGCUUGGAUUGAGAGAAGAUAAUUUUUAGUGCUCCCAAGGCGACUUUCUUGUGGGUGUUUUUGCCCCGGUGCUCUCGAAGUAGCCGGGUUCGGGCUGAGCGUGCAGGUGUGUUAAUUUUGGCAGACAACAUGCCCGCAUCCGGGUCCGGUGCCAAUCCGGUGGAGUACUGGGUUGACGGGUCCCGUCGCGAUGUUGCCAUCGGGAAUUACUACAGCAUGGGCCCGGAAUUAGGAAGGGGGGCCACAUCUGUAGUUUUCAGGUGUGAAGAGAAACAGACUCAGAAGCCCUACGCAGCAAAGAUACUAAAGAAAACGAUUGACAAGAAAAUUGUGAGGACUGAAAUUGGCGUCCUGUUACGUCUUUCUCACCCGAAUAUAAUCAGGCUGAAGGACAUCUUUGAGACAGAAUCGGAGAUCGCCCUUGUGCUGGAGCUGGUGACCGGAGGAGAGCUGUUUGACAGGAUCGUGGAGAGGGGCUAUUACAGCGAGCGAGACGCUGCUCACGUCAUCAAGCAGAUCCUGGAGGCCGUGGCGUAUUUGCAUGAGAAUGGAGUGGUACACCGGGACCUGAAGCCAGAGAACCUGCUGUAUGCUGACUUAUCACUGGACGCUCCCCUGAAGAUAGCGGACUUUGGCCUGUCCAAGAUUGUGGACGAGCAGGUCACCAUGAAGACAGUGUGUGGCACCCCUGGCUAUUGUGCUCCUGAGAUAUUGAGAGGCAAUGCUUAUGGGCCAGAAGUGGAUAUGUGGUCAGUGGGGGUCAUUUUGUACAUAUUGCUCUGUGGGUUUGAACCAUUCUUCGACCCCAGGGGGGAUCAGUACAUGUACAGCCGUAUUCUGAACUGCGACUAUGAGUUUGUCUCCCCCUGGUGGGAUGAAGUCUCCCUCAACGCCAAGGACCUGGUCAGUAAGCUGAUCGUGCUGGAUCCACACAAGCGUCUGACUGUUCAGCAGGCACUGCAACACCCCUGGGUGCUGGGUAAAGCAGCUCGCUUCUCCCACAUGGACUCGACGCAGAGGAAGUUGCAGGAAUUUAAUGCACGUCGCAAACUGAAGGCCGCAAUGAAGGCCAUCGUGGCAACGAGUCGCAUCGGGAACCACAGCCAGCACGAGGGCUCCCGGGGGAACAGACGGGCAGGCAGCCCCGGAGGACAGGUGGACAAGGCGCCCAGAAAAGGCAGCAUGCAGACAGAGCCUUCCCAGGGUGCUCCAGGGCACAGCGCCGUGAAGGACAGGCAGGCCUCGGCGGAGGACUCCCCCAGCACUGGCUCCCCGGAGCCUCGUCCUAAAUCCCCCCAGCCUGGCCCACAAAGGCCUCUGGGAAGUCCGGACAAAGCCUCCAAACAUCACUCCAGCAAGCCCGACAUCCACAAACAAGCCUCAGCCGUCCCGAAAACGGCUGUCGUCAAGCCAAGACCCCCCAGAAAGAGCUGUUCUGUGGAACCUACCAAUGAGCACGAUGCAUCACCUACCAUAGUCCCUGCUACCCCAAAAAACCUCAGCAAUGGUUUCAGGAUGGAGUCAACCAACAAGAGGACGCAGCGCUAAUGAUGUCCUGCCUGAGACCUGUGCCAUGAGGAGGCCUUCUGGUCACCUCCGAGGUCAACCCCAACUGGGCGAGAGCAAGCAGGGCUCACUACAUACUGGCCCGUUGGUGACGUGCCAUUUCCAUUUUGUGGUCACAUGGACAAAGAAACGAUUUUUGAACCUUUCUUUCAACAUAAAGUCCAGUUUGAGCCGAAACUAACAUGAUUUUGAAACACUGAAAAGAAAUGUAGAAGGAAGAUAAUUGUGGACAACAAUUUGACUUCCCUCUUUCUCAUUGACUGUUUUCUUUUGUAGUUUGUUGGAACCUUUUUUAUAACUGAAGUUGCUAUCCACUACACCACGUAGCAAAAAAAGGAGGUUCACACUGAACUUUUAACAGGAGGAUUCUUCAGGUUUUCUACAUUUUGUAUGAUUGCACGUGUAACUCUCGAUACAAAUUUUUGGUACAUCUUGGUCUCUUUCUGUUUUUCAAAGGUGUUUGAAAUGGUCAAACUUUUCUUAUUCAUACUAAAUAAUAUAUUCUGUCAUUUUCAUAAAAAAGUACCACAAAUUCAAUUGAACUUAAAGUGUCUAGCAGUCCAUAAGGAAGACCAUAAUGUUGCCCUGGGUCCAAAAGUCAUACGCUGCCAUUAUGAAUCACAUGCUAACUUCAUCUAAACUACUCUGACCUAUGACCUUUGGAAGCCCUGGAAACUAAUCCAUUAAAGAGUGUCCAGUUGGCAAACAGAGAGCAGAUAGUAUGCAGCUGGUUAGAACUCAUACAUGUAUCAAUAAAAAUAUUGUGUUGGUAUUAUCA
Molecule: messenger RNA, 3218 nt
Organism: Lepisosteus oculatus (spotted gar)
Lineage: Eukaryota; Metazoa; Chordata; Actinopteri; Semionotiformes; Lepisosteidae
Product: calcium/calmodulin-dependent protein kinase type IV
Biological process (GO): protein phosphorylation
Molecular function (GO): calcium/calmodulin-dependent protein kinase activity; ATP binding; calmodulin binding
Source: RefSeq, a predicted model, not a curated record